AUCAUCAUCAGCACUUCUGGCAACAUUUACGGCAGCGGCAACAAUACCACCAACAACAAAAAUAACGUCACCGACAAAGACAAAACCUUACAGACAUCGGAGAAAUUCUACACACCUCUUCAUGAAUUUAACACCAAUUUGGACGCCUACAACAGUAACACCAUCAACAACAACAUCAACAACAUUUUCAUCAUCACUAUCGCCAAUCCCGUCAACAAAUACAUCAACAAAAGUGACAUUUCGAAGUAUGAUGCUAAAGAUGACCGCAAGGUCACAAACCCCAAGGUCAUCGAGGGCUUAGAAAAACUUCAGCUGCGAGCUGAGCAGCUGCGAAGCAGCGGUAGCGGUCAGCUGUUUCCAGAAUUAGCGGCUAAAGAUGACGGUGAUGAUAACAAUAGCAGAAGUAGCAGCGUUACUAGGUCACUAGUUCUGGUUGAGAAUAAAGAGAUAGAAGUUCGUAGAGGAGGAAGUGAUGACGACGACGAUGAGGAAAAAUUUGAUCCGAGAAGAGCUGAUGACGUCAAUGAUAAUAUAAAUAAAGAGGGUUGCAAUGGUGAUGAAACUAAAAAUAUAAAUAAAUUUCUUGACGACGACGACGACGACGAUGAUGAUGAAGUUGUUGUUCCGGAAACUAGUUUGGAACCUAAUGUCUUUGAGUUUGUCCCUGUCUCCAGCGAUGAUAAAAAUGUCGUUGUUGGCGCGGCUGAUGAGACCGCUGUCUGUGGAGGAGCUAAUGACGUUGUGCAGCAGCAGCAGCUACAACAGCAGCAACGACAAUUAGAUCAGAAGCAGGCGUCGCAGCAGCAACAACAGCAAAAAAUAUCAUCGCCUUUACAGCAGAUCUUUUUAUCACCGACACCAUCCCCUAAAUUAAGACCUCUCACUCCUGUCAGAUACGAUAUCAAAAAAUCCACCUUGGUGAAAAUUCAAGAAAAUAAAAUUACUUCUACCACUCCUUCUACUACUACUACAACUACUACAACUACUACAACAACAACAACAACUACUACUACUACUGCUACUACUACUACUGUGGCUGCCAAUUUUUUUCUUACUACUUCUGCAGCUACCACCACUUCUUCCAUUGCUGCUACUUAUCUCGCCACUACAGUUAGUAACGUUCAAACUGUUACUAAUUUUAACGCUCCAGUUACUGCUAUUAAUUCAACUGGCCAACAAAAACAACAACCGCAACAACUACGAUUUCAACAACAACCACAACAACUACAAUUUCAACAAAAACCACAACAUCAACUUCAGCAACAGCAAUACCAACUACAACAAUUUCAACAGCAACAGUCCCAACAACAAACAUCAAAUCAAUUCAAAACCCAACUGGUCAACAAAAAAAUAGUUUGCACCAAUCAGAAACCGGGAUCGAAAAUGUCGAGAAUUGAUUGGAUGAGAAAACGGUUCACUGAUGAGUACGCUAGCCAAUCAAACCUCGAUUUAAGUACAGCCACAACUAAAAGAUCAAGUCUAACUGAUGCUGAUAAAGAA
Messenger RNA from Helobdella robusta, 1500 nucleotides. RefSeq lists its product as hypothetical. The transcript is spliced from 3 exons. The record is from RefSeq and is a predicted model, not a curated record. NCBI's taxonomy places the organism in Eukaryota, Metazoa, Annelida, Clitellata, Rhynchobdellida, Glossiphoniidae. The annotation marks the transcript as partial.